Molecule: messenger RNA, 1282 nt
Organism: Peromyscus eremicus (cactus mouse)
Lineage: Eukaryota; Metazoa; Chordata; Mammalia; Rodentia; Cricetidae
Gene: Tmem176b
Product: transmembrane protein 176B
Exons: 8
Coding region: 279-1085 (268 amino acids)
Biological process (GO): negative regulation of dendritic cell differentiation
Cellular component (GO): membrane
Source: RefSeq, a predicted model, not a curated record
CUUGCUGGGAAACUGAGAGACUCUGGUCAGGCCCCCUGCCUCCCUCCCUCCACCCCUUCUUCCUGUUCUCCUCCCUCUUAUCUACUCCUGUGGGGUCAGUAGCUCCAAGUCAGCUCCUCCCAGACCUCUCUGCUCCAGCCCCACCUCUCUCAGAGGAUAGCAGGGAAGGUGAGAACCUGGGGCCUUCAUUUGUGCUUCUGCGAAGAAGUCCAAAGUCUCUUCCUCCCUCCUGAAGAGCUGUCCAUCUUCAUUCUUUCACCUCAGAGGGCCCAGGAAAGAUGACCCAAACCACGGUGACAGUGAAUGGAGCUGAAGUGGCCUCCGCACUCCCUCAGUCCACCCACAUCAACGUCCACAUCCACCACCAAUCAGCUUUGGAGCAGCUGCUGAGAGCCAUAGGCUCCCCAAAGAAGUUUUUCUCCUGCCUUCAGGACACUGGACCCUCCAAGGCCAGCAUCCACCAUGGGCAGCUGGCUCUAGGGGUGACCCAGAUAUUGCUGGGGUUUGUGAGCUGUGUUCUUGGGGUGUGUAUCUACUUUGGGCCCUGGACUGGGCUGUGUGCCUCUGGCUGUGCCUUCUGGUCAGGGUCUGUGGCAAUUGUAGCCGGAGCUGCCACCAUUGUCCAUGAGAAGCGACGGGGAAAACUGUCCGGCCACAUAUCCUGUCUGCUCAUCCUGGCUUGCAUUGCUACAGCUGUGGCUGCUACCGUUCUGGGUGUGAACAGCUUAAUCUGGCAGACGAGUGCUUCCUACUAUUUCAAGAUCAGUUCCACGUGUGACCCCUUACAAUCUAGCAUGGGCAGUGGGUAUGGGAUAACGCGAUACACCAGCAGCUCAGACUGGAGGAUAGAGAGGUGCCAAUCCUACCUGAACAUAAUGAUGAACUUGUUCCUAGCAUUCUGCAUCAUGUUCACAAUUGUCUGUAUCCUGAAGAUUGUUGUGUCUUUGGCUUCCCUGGGACUGAGUCUCCGAAGUAUGUGUGGCCAGAGCUCCCAGGCCCUGGAUGAGGAAGAGACAGAGAAGAAGCUUCUUGGGGGAGAUUCAACACCUCCCUCCCCAAGCAAGGAAAUUCCUGUUAUCCUGUGAGCAGCUGCAAAGCUCCUGCCGGAGCUCACAUGUGUCCCUGAACAGAGGAAUCCAGGGAGAGCAGCAACUGUUCCCAGGGCCUCUGCUGGGCCCACAGCACACACCUCCUUCUGUUGUAGCCACUACCCAGCCCUCUUUCUUCCUCUCUCCCUACCGUCCUCCCUCCACCGUCCUCCCUCCAACGUCCCAAUGCUAAU